UAAACCAUAACCCACCAUGACAUUCAUGUGGAAGUAAGUGAUGAUUGAAAGGCUUUAAAUUUUAAAAAUUUCGAAUAAAAUCGUGAAACACCUUUAUUGGAUCUACACAAAAUUAUAAACAGUUGAGCGUAACAGAAAUUGGCGACAAAGCACUGCUCUAUCAAAAUGGACAAACCGAUUGUACUGGUUCUGUCGGUGGACCCGACCGUACAACCGGAAUCUCUGAUUGCUAAAGUCCGCAAAGUGCCAGCUGAUCAGGGCGUCGAGCCUCUUGCGGACGGUCAUACCGGGUAUAGCUAUCACAUUCGAACAAAGUAUUACGACACGGAUGUCCUGUUUUGUGUUUGUAAAAGUACCACCGAACUAGAAGCAAUGCCAGCGCCUAUUCUGAAACAGACGGAAGGAAUAUUGAUAUAUUUCGAUUCGACGGAUCGCAAUUUCUUGAAACUGCUGCCAGAGUACGCUAGUUUCGUGACAGAUUCCGAUAUCGAAUUUGGUAUUCUGCUUUGCGCUGAGCUGCAGGAGGACAGCGAAAAGGGGAUUACUUAUCGAGAAGCGAAACAAUUUUGUGACGCUUUGGAUGUGAUAGAGCUUGAACCUAUUGGCGAGACGGAGGAAGGGGAGGCUGCUGGUGUGGACGAGCUGAUACAGGCGAUGCACAACUUUAUCUGGUCGAAUGUGAAUAUGACCCGGAAGAAUUCUAGCGUCGGCGACGCUGGUGGAGAAGAGCCUGCCUUGCAAGGAAGCAGUACUGAAGAGGGCGAACUGACUGAGGACGAGCGAAGGGCCGACGAGGAGGUGAAGGACUUUGAAAAGCUACUGACACAGUUGAUGCAGUUUCGAACAAAUACGAGCUCCUGGACCAGGAAUGAACGGUUGGCAUAUGCACAGGAGUUUGCUGAAAUUUUUGACGAAAUGAUCGCGGAUGAUGACUGAAAGCUGAUCGGCUUGCUUGUUUGUUUUGUUCCAGUCUUAGGGGAAAUGCAUUCCAAGGGACCGAAAAAACGUUGUGUUCGGUGUACACAUUGCUCGAACUUAUUUAUUGUCAUAAUAUGCGUAUUUUACUUUUAACACUAUUAUUGAGAAACGUUAAUCGGUUAGCAGUUUUCCGUCUAUAUAUAGGAUAUAUUAUUAAAACAUAUUAAACGAUUAAAAGUUUAUAAUUUAA
Wyeomyia smithii (pitcher-plant mosquito) is the source of this 1168-nucleotide messenger RNA. It is a transcript of the gene mEFTs, whose product is annotated as elongation factor Ts, mitochondrial. The record is from RefSeq and is a predicted model, not a curated record. Lineage: Eukaryota; Metazoa; Arthropoda; Insecta; Diptera; Culicidae. Gene Ontology annotation, biological process: mitochondrial translational elongation. Gene Ontology annotation, molecular function: protein binding; translation elongation factor activity. Gene Ontology annotation, cellular component: mitochondrial matrix. The transcript has 2 exons. The coding region runs from base 166 to 936 and encodes 256 amino acids.